GUCCUUACUUUGUGCUUGUAAAGAUUACAAUGUUCACAAAAGAGUAAGUGCGUGUUUACUGCAUCGCCUCACGUUUAAUAACAAGUAGUAAAUUAUGAACUAAGAUUUCUAAAGACACAAUGCAAAACUUGGCACGUUAUCUCAUCUUUUUUCAGUACAUUGGGACAAAAUACAGAGGUGUUGUAAAAGUCCCUUCAAGUCAGCUGGGUAAGAAAGGGGUUCAGGAUCACUUGGAGGAAGCAAUUCAUAGACUCAGGCCAAACAAUGCGGUGUCUCUGUCGGUGUCCAGCAGGACAGAUACGGGCGUCCAUGCCCUUUCCAACUCCGCUCACUUCGAUCUCGUGCGGAAAAACGACAAGCCUCCGUUUACUGAGGAUGUUUUGGUUCAAGCUCUCAAUUUCCACCUAAAGGCUGAGGAUAUCAGGGUCACCCAUGCCCACCGUGUCCCUCAGGACUUUCAUGCCCGUUUUAAAGCCCGUUCUCGGACCUAUGUUUACCGGAUAGCUCUGGGCGUCUCCCACCACACUCUGCUUCCCCUCACAGACUGGAAUCUGUGCUGGAGCCUCCGCAACACUUGCAGAGAGUUACCGUUCUGGGAGCUGACCUUUAGAAGUCGAUCUUUCCUCUAUAAGCAGGUGCGGAGGAUGACCGGGGCCCUGGUGGCUGUAGGCCGGGGACAGCUGUCCGUGUCUCAGGUCAAACAGAUCCUGGACGCUCGGGACACGCUGGCCUACCCUCAGGGUGUGGUUGCUCCAGCUCACGGCCUCUUCCUUAGAAGUGUAGAUUACAAAGAGUCAGAUCUACAGCUCUCCCAGCUGCCUGACUCGCCUGACGAUCCAAUAAAAAUAUCCUGUUAGAAUAAGUAAAUAUUAAAAAUAAACUCUAUGUGGGGGAUUGAGUUGAGUCACUGUUGGUUUUGAGGAUCCACUUUUGCCUUUGUUUUUUGUUAAAUUAUCUUCAUUUCUGAUGUCUUGCUUCAAUGCCCUUAAAUAAAA
This is a messenger RNA of Cyprinodon variegatus (sheepshead minnow), 995 nucleotides long. RefSeq names its product pseudouridylate synthase-like 1 (gene pusl1). The coding region runs from base 120 to 857 and encodes 245 amino acids. The transcript has 7 exons. Gene Ontology annotation, biological process: tRNA pseudouridine synthesis. Gene Ontology annotation, molecular function: RNA binding; pseudouridine synthase activity. NCBI's taxonomy places the organism in Eukaryota, Metazoa, Chordata, Actinopteri, Cyprinodontiformes, Cyprinodontidae. The record is from RefSeq and is a predicted model, not a curated record.